AUGUCUGAACCAAAUGAAGAGCGUCCGACAACAAGACGAGGAAAAACAGAAUAUCAUCCGAAUGAAACAACGGCAACAACAGAAAUAGAUUUACUUCAUCGUGCUAAUGAACUCCUUAAACCUUUACCGGGAACAUUUAGUGAACUUGGAGGGAAUUUAGAUGGGCUCUUAGCGAAGAAUAAAGCAUGGGCAGAUUUAGUUUCUAAAGUUCAGCCUGGCUACUUUGAGAAAACGGCUAAAGAAAAACAAAAACCAAAAAUUUUAUGGAUUGGUUGCUCGGAUAGUCGAGUACCCGCUGAAAUAGUUGUUCAAAUGAACCCAGGCGAAAUCUUUGUGCAUAGAAAUAUAGCGAAUCAAUUCGUUCAUACGGAUUUAAAUUCUUUAUCUGUUUUACAAUAUGCCGUUGAACAUCUAGGAAUCGAGCACGUUAUCGUGUGUGGUCAUUAUGGAUGCGGCGGAGUCGAAGCUGCUCUGUCUAAUAAUCAAAACGGGAUUGUUGAUCAUUGGCUUUUGAACAUUAAGGACGUUUAUAACAGAAACUCGCCACAAUUUGAUACAGACGACAAAGAUCAAAAAUGGAAUCGAUUGGUAAAAUUGAAUGUUAUUGCCCAAGUUCAGAGUAUCGCAUCGACGUCCAUUGUACAAAACGCUUGGAAAGCAAACAAAAAACUUGAAGUGCAUGGAUGGGUUUAUGAUUUGAAAACAGGUUAUCUCGAAGACUUAGAAUGUAACAUUCGUAAUACUAGUGAAUUGCCACAUCCAAUAUAUACAUGUAUUCAUUAA
Molecule: messenger RNA, 783 nt
Organism: Ambispora leptoticha
Lineage: Eukaryota; Fungi; Glomeromycota; Glomeromycetes; Archaeosporales; Ambisporaceae
Source: the annotation of a GenBank genome assembly